UAGGGUUCCUUAAAAGGGCCAUUUCCCCUCUGCGCGCUUCUGACUGCUGUGGAUAUGGCAUUGCUAUAAAGCCUAUUUCAAAUAAGGUUUUGAGAUUUCAAGUACCGUUGGAGAUGGUCUAUAAAAUAACAGAGAAAAAGAGUAUGAAGACAGAGAAACUUGAUUAAAUCCGCCAUAUGAGCCACUUCUGAAUAGGCUUUCAAUGCUAUGGACGACGAGCUAGUGGUUUGUAGUUCUGCCGACCUGAAAAUUUUAAAGAUUGGGUUUUUGUUAUAUGGGUGGUGCCUGCUUCUUUCCACGAAAUUCAUUGUUUUCUCUCAAGUUUGGGCUAUCGGGUAAGGUGGAUUUUCUUAGAAAGUGGAUAACUGUAAAGGAUAGUAGCUUCUUCUGCAAUAUGUAUAGUCGUAUUUCUGCCUUGGAAGACUAUGAUAAUUCUACUUCAAAUAGUGAAAGCAGCUCAGAAAGCGAAAGAAAUUUUUUAAGACAGAACUCCCGUGAAUUUAGAAGCAUAAAGCUUUUGUCUGCUGUUGUUAGAGUGCUCAAGACUUUAAAUUGGAGAGUUGCAAAAGAAAUUUCCUUUUCUAGGUCUGUGUAUAAGUAUGAUUUUGAUGAAUCGUGUGUGGCUUUUAAAUUGCUGGUGCAUAUAUAUUUGUGUGCCAAAAUGGAAAUGGAAGUUUAUGCGAUGCUUAAGGAUAUUAUAUGCUAUUGUCAAAAGGCUGAGCUCGAUUUAUUUGGUCUAUCGAAUGCUCUAUUGGAUAUUCCUAGUGAUGAAGAAGGAUCAACUUUACUUAUAAGUGUCCUCAUCAAGGUUUUUGCUUCAAAUAGGUUGCUUGAGAAUGCAAUUGCUGCGUUGCAGCAGGCUAGGAGACUUGGCAUUCAACCUGGCAUCCGGUCAUGUAAUUUCCUGCUCAAAUGCUUAGCGGAAGCCAAUGAGAGGGAGUCGCUAAUGACUUUAUUUGAAGAAAUCAAGAAGUAUGGACCAUCCCCUAAUGCAUACACCUACACAGUUAUGGUGAAUUUUCACUGCAGUAAGCCACAUAGCACAGGUAGAGUGGAUAUUGAUGAAGCUAUUAUUAUUAUGGAGGAAAUGGAGACAGUUGGAAUUAGUGCAUCCGUUGUAACAUAUGGUACAUUAAUUCUUGGAUUGUGCAGAGCCGGAGCUGUUGAUGUUGCUUGGAGAUACAUCAAUGACCUGAAGCGUAAUGGCCAGCCAUAUAAUUGUUACUGUUAUAAUAUAGUUAUUCAUGGAUAUGUGAGUAUAGGUGAACUGGAUCAGGCUAUGCAAGUUUUUUCUGAAAUGGAGGAUUCUGGAAUUGUAGCAAAUGUGUAUAGCUAUAGUAUCCUGAUUGAGGGUUUCUGCAGAUGUGGAGAUAUAGGGAAAGGUCUUAGCCUUCUCAAUGAGAUGGAGAAACGUAAUAUUAAACCAUCCCUCAUCACCUACAGCUCAAUCUUAAAAGGUCUGUCGAAGAGUGGCUUGACGAAGAUUGCAUUGGAUAUAUUCAGGAGGAUUGGGAUCUCUGGCUAUGAAUAUGACAAGCAUGCUUACAACAUUUUGAUUAGUGGAUUUUGUGCUCAGGGUGAGAUAGAUUCUGCUAAAAGACUUCUAGAGGAGAUGAUCAACAACAAUUUGGUUCCUAAUUAUUUCAGUUAUCAAAGUUUGAUCCUAGGUUUUUGUAGAAUCGGAUUCUUUGAGGAGGCUUUGCAUUUUGUUCAUGUGAUGACAGAAUCCGGUCGUCUACGUGAUUCUUAUUUGUUCAAUCAUGUCAUAUAUGGAUACUGCAAUGCAGGUCGGGUAGAGGAAGCCUUGCAAUUGAUUGAUGAGAUGACAUACCUGGGCAUUUCUCCAAACACGUAUAGCUAUUCUGCGAUUAUCAACCGGCUGUGUAAGGAACACAAGUCAAGGAAGGCCCUAGAGGUUAUCCCUGUAAUGCUUAAAUCUAAUCAAUUCCCUAAUGAUGUGAUCUAUAGCAUCCUCAUUCACGGCUUCGCUAAACAAGCAAAUCUAAGGGAGGCUUUUAUGUUGUACGCAAACAUGUUGAAGGCUGGUAUCUCUCCUGAUGUGGUCACUUUCACGAUUCUCAGUAAUGCGUUAUCCACCGAAGGAAGGGUGGAAGAGGCAUAUAACUUGUUUAGAGUAAUGAUCUCUAAGGGCCUAUAUCCCGAUGUAAUAUCCUAUACAAACAUCAUUGCUGGAUUUUGUGAGAGCAAAGAUAUGAAGAAGGCAUGGAGUCUGUUCCAGGAGAUGGUGAACAAGGGUAUCUCACCUUCUGUUGUCACUUAUACAUGCUUAAUUGAUGGGUUUUGCAAGAUUAAUCACAUGGGUAUGGCCAACAUGCUGAUAGUUGAAAUGAAUCAGAAGAAUGUCUGCCCUGAUCUCAGUACUUACCGGGUUCUACUCCGUGAGUGCCAAAGACUUGGAUUUGUGGACAGAGCUCAGCUUUUAUUCACUGAAAUGAAAAAUAGGGGAAUAAUUACUGAUUAAGUACUUGAAGAACAUGAGAGUUAUUGACCUUGUUUUAAGUUUGGAGAAGGUGCGAUUAAAUACGCGCUUGUCCUAGCAUCAAAGACCUUUGAUUGCUUGUGAUUUGCAUGGUUUUGGUCGAGGAAAGAGUGGAAAGCACGUUUUGCAAUAGGGAGGAAGGAACAUAUGGGAAGCACAAAUUUGGAGUUCAUUCAAAUCAUUAAAAAUCCUGGAGGUUCAUUGAAAGACUCCUUAGUCAUGGAUUUAUUUUAGACAAAAAAUUGGUAUUGGCCAACAAAAGUGGAUCGAAAAUGCGAAGAUAUUGUUAACUGCAAUGGAUACAGAUAAAGUGAAAUUUAUGGGGGAAAAGGAAAUAUGAGGGAAAAAGUUCAAAAGAUUAUCAGUCAUGGGGUAAACUGCUUUGUUAACUGACAAUUGAUUUACAAUUUUCCGGAAGAACUAUUUGCCGUUGCUGGUGUGCUUGAUAUAGAGCAUGCUGAUUUUGAUGGUAUUGAGCGGCUAGGUCUUGUUACUGGUGGUGAACUAGCAUCAACAUCUGACAAUCUUGAGUCUGUUAAGCUUGGGCACUGCAAACUCAUUGAAGAAAUUAUGAUUGGCGAGGACAGGUUGAUACACUUCGCUGGGGUUGCUGCAGGCAUGUACGAUUGUGCUGAGAGAUGCAAGUCCUCAUAUGUUGGAUGAACCUGAAAGAUCUCUGCAUGAUGCCUUGUGUGUGCUAACCCAAACGGCAAAUGACAGCAGGGUUUUACUUGGAGGUGGUUGGCCAGAGAUGGUGAUGACAAAGGCAGUUGAUGAACUUGCUAUGAAGACUCCAGGGAAAAUUGAGGCGUUCAAACUUCAAAGUAAAGCAGGCCACGGAGGAGGGAAGAUCAUAUGUGAAGAGGCAUGAUUAACAGGAUAGGAGUCAUCCAUGCUGCCAAAGGUUAAGCCAAAUCCAAAACAUGAAUUUAUCAUGUAUUUCUGUAUCACUUUUGUUUGGAAUUAAAUCUAAAUACUUUUAAGAAUAUUUCUCUACACUAGAAUUUUCAUCUUGCAAC
Molecule: messenger RNA, 3519 nt
Organism: Salvia miltiorrhiza (redroot sage)
Lineage: Eukaryota; Viridiplantae; Streptophyta; Magnoliopsida; Lamiales; Lamiaceae
Product: pentatricopeptide repeat-containing protein At1g05670, mitochondrial-like
Exons: 4
Coding region: 275-2482 (735 amino acids)
Molecular function (GO): protein binding
Source: RefSeq, a predicted model, not a curated record